AUGCCCGCUGAAGCCAAGGCGAACGAAAAGUACCAGGCAGCGGCAGCUCAGCAGCCCGCCGCGGUCUGCAUCCUCAAGUCCCCCGUCGAUGCCAUCCACAUACUCGAAGCUGUCAGGCUGGGCAUUGUGCCCCGGGUCACACGGCGGCUCACGGGUCAUGAGCGCUCUCUGAUUCGUCCGGGGACAGUCUGGAUCUGGGAAGAAGAGGAGACCAAUAUGCGGCGCUGGACGGAUGGACGUCGAUGGGGCGCUUCUCGUGUUGGGAAUGGUGGAUUCUUGGUGUACAAUGAGUCUCUCCAGUCCCUGUCUCCCCCUCAUGCCGGGGGCGAUAUGCCCUAUGGCGAUCCUUAUUACCAGACCCCUCCUCGCCGGCCCGACAGCCUCGUCAAGCAGACCUACUCUACCAGCAUGACUCACCCCGUCACUGGCAAGGUCAAGAAGUUUCAUGUAGUGGCUUAUGCCAGCAAGCAUAAGCCGGGUGGUGAUGGUACGAACCCCCUUCCCCAGCCGCACCAGCUUCCUGCCCUCCGACACCUCCAGGUGCAGAGCGGGAUCUGGCCUGAAUGGGAGACGAGGAGAGAGGCCGACUUUACUCGACGCGCAGCUGCUGCGAAGCAAGCUCUGUACGCUGCCAGCAAUGGUGUCCCGUCGAACAAUCCUGCCACCGUCCCAGCUCCUCCUGCCCCUCAACAAUACCCGACUCAGCCAGUACCUCCCACUGCUUAUCCUCCGGUGUAUCCGCAGGAUGCGUACCACAGACCCAUGGCUUCCCCCGGCUACCACCAGCAGUACAUGCCUUCUCCAAACGUGGUCCCUUUAGAAGGCGGGAUGUACCCCCCAGCUGGCAAGUUCACUCAGCCAUAUCAAUCCCCUCGCAAAGAGCCAACCGAACUUUUUAAUGCAGGAUACCCACCUUCUCGAGCCGUCUCACAAAUCCCCACCCCGAAUGCGCGAGAGGCCGCGGCCCGCUAUCACCCUUACGGCGCGCCGCCCCAUCGAUCCACUGAUCGCAGGGUCAGCCCUUACCCUCCCCAAGCGCCCCCACCUCGAUCGACUACUCCUGUGGGUGAAUACCCCAGAGAGGCAGAUGGUUAUGGCCCGGCCUCGUGGGCCAAUGCUCCUAGAGUGUCGCCUACUCAGUCAUACUCUUCCUACAACUAUCCUCGGCCCGGAGAGGCAAGCAGACCAAGGCACUUUUACGAGCCUCAAGUGGCCCCUCCUUACAAUGAGCACGUCAAAUCCGAGUAUGGUGUCGACCCUGCCUACGGCAAUGACCCCAGGCGAUAUGCAUAUGAAGAGGCCGAGGUGCCCCGCCGUGGUCCUACGCCUUAUCAGCAAAGUCCCUCGUCAUACGGCCAGCCUGUGCCCAGCACGGAGGACCUUGGGCAGUACCCUCCCUAUGGUGCCCCAAGGUCGCCGAGGGCUUCCAGCAGCCAGGGAUACAGCGCUUCUGGUGUCACCCUUCCACCUUUAAGAGCGGCGUUUGGCGAGGAGAGUGGGCACAACUCUGCCAAGGUUAGCUCGGAAAACAGGAGAGAGGAGAGCGAGAGGCAGAGCCAGAGCCCCACGGAGGUUGGCGCCAAGCCUCAGCAGAGGAACGGAUGGGGAGAAGAUGCCAGGCAGCUGGGUGAGCUGGGAAGGAGGAUGGUGUUGUAA
Messenger RNA from Cryptococcus wingfieldii CBS 7118, 1656 nucleotides. RefSeq lists its product as hypothetical. NCBI's taxonomy places the organism in Eukaryota, Fungi, Basidiomycota, Tremellomycetes, Tremellales, Cryptococcaceae. The transcript is spliced from 5 exons. The record is from RefSeq and is a predicted model, not a curated record. Bases 1 to 1656 code for a protein of 551 amino acids. Gene Ontology annotation, molecular function: DNA binding.